This is a messenger RNA of Pseudomassariella vexata, 1786 nucleotides long. RefSeq lists its product as uncharacterized. The transcript has 6 exons. Lineage: Eukaryota; Fungi; Ascomycota; Sordariomycetes; Amphisphaeriales; Pseudomassariaceae. The coding region runs from base 306 to 1538 and encodes 410 amino acids. The record is from RefSeq and is a predicted model, not a curated record.
GACAUGGCGUUGGAACAUGCCAAUAUGGUUGCAUUGGCCGAUGGCAGUACGGAGUGCCCCUGCUCAUCUGUCAAAACGCCAUGAUGAAAUGGGCGUGGGAUGUGCACGCACCUGGUGUCAGAGCUGGUGGCAUUGAAGCGUCUGCGGGUCAAUAUUGGGUCUCUCUCAUGUUUUCUCGGUCGAGUACAUUACCACCCGUGACACUACUUGAAAUUCUCCAUGGUAUUUUGUUUUUUUCUCUCCCACAGCUCCCCAGCAGAAUCCCCACCAUUUCAUUUGCACGACAAUGAAGUGGCGGAACCAGAAUGUCGGGAUUCUUUCACAGUUUGAUCGUGCAGUCAUGGACGCUCUGGUCAAUAGGAAUAAUAUUUGUCAUUUGCCGUCUUGUAUCACGGAAGAUCAAGCUCGGUAGCUGGGGGAGCCUUCAAAUCGAGGAUUACUGGAUGUGCUUUGCUUCGGUAACGUUUACUGCAGUCAUCGUAGCUAUCAACGAAGUAGCCAGGAAUGGUAGCAAUUACAUGUCGCCAGAGGCGGCAGCCGCGCUCACAAUAGAGCAGGUGGCGCAGGCCAUCUACGGCUCCAAGAUGACACUCGUCUUGGAGAUAUGUACACUGACGACACUGUGGUCCAUCAAGGGGUGUCUUUUGAUACUCUAUUAUAGACUGACGGAGGCUUUCAACUCAAAACGAAUAGCCGUCAUUACAGUAGCCUGCUUCUGUGGCGUCAGCUACGUGCUCGUCGUCGCACUUUGUCUCAUGCACUGGUGCACUCCCAUUGAGGAGUACUGGAGGGUUCCAGUCAAGUACUCUCAAUGCGCUACAUAUUAUGACCACAUGAUUUUCGCGACAUCCUUCAACGUGUCUUCCGACCUGAUGCUCUUGGCAAUCCCGAUCCCGCUCAUAAUCCGAACGCAAUUCCCUCUGAAGCGGAAGCUAAUACUCUGCUGCGUCCUCGGCAGCUCUUCACAGAUCCUCACCGCAAUCCUCAACCGCUACUACAACUUCUCCCAUCCCAACGAUCUCAGUUUCAUGUAUUGGUAUGUCGGCGAAGUCUCAACAGCCGUGAUAGUCGCCAACCUACCCCUCUGCUGGCCUGUCUUGCGAAUCGUCAUCCGCGGCAGUUCUUGGAGCAAGCAAAGAAGCAGUGACGAACUGGAACCACCCAAUAACCCGCGAACGGGCCGAUUCAGCCGCAAGCCAAAAUCAGUGCACUCCCUAACAUGGCUGGGAUCAAGGGGCGGGACGACGUGGGAUAAGGUAGAAGAAAGGGAAGGCUGGAGCACGGGGAGCAAAGACCCCAUGGUGGGACGGACGCUUGACUGCGUGGCAGAAGACCAGGGUAGUGAGAUCGAGCUUACGCCGGGCUGGCAUCACGAGGCCAAUCUAUCGUCUAUCAAUGCUGAAAGGGUUAGUGAUAAGGGCAGUCGGAGGGGUGAAAGUCGAGCGGAGUCAAGAGAUCGAAGGCGUCAAGAAAGAGAGCCUUCAAGAGAUCGGGGUGUCAAGGUUGUCACGACAGUUGAGAUCUCACGCGAGGGCUGAUGGCGAAUCGAUAGGGGCUCUGCCUACUGAUACAGCUAUAGACUUAUUCCAGCAUUCAAUAUUUUCUAUUUUCUACAAGAUGUAGAUACAGCUUGAAACUCACCUCAGUCCAGGUUCCACAUAUAUAUUCGUCCGUCAUACAGAUUCUAAAGACAAUACCAUUUUACAGCUGGCGUAACCGAGGUACGUAAAACAUAAUUUCUUUUUCUUUUGUCUUUUAUUUUUCCUGGUUAUCCCACAAUACUGAC